This is a messenger RNA of Thecamonas trahens ATCC 50062, 3455 nucleotides long. RefSeq lists its product as uncharacterized. The transcript has a single exon. NCBI's taxonomy places the organism in Eukaryota, Apusomonadida, Apusomonadidae. Bases 518 to 3445 code for a protein of 975 amino acids. The record is from RefSeq and is a predicted model, not a curated record.
CACCCGCCCACCCUUUUGACGGCGAUGCGCGACGACGGUGGGCGGCUCUGGGCGCCUAAUUCUUACCUUGAUAUCGGUGUACGCGAGCUAUCGAUGGCGCUCAUGUACCCGAGAGUCAGCAACGACUGUCAGUAUCAUCCUGUCAUUAACGGCUGUGUCACAGACAGUGGUCAACCGUCCCGGACAUAGGAUCAUUUCUCUUCAGCGGUAGACAGUGGUGGGCAGCGGUGGACAGCUUUACCAUGGCUGCCACAUGUCAUGGUCAUGCUCAAGACCUGUCGUCGCCGCACAUGCCUGGGAAGGUGGUGGCUGAACUCGACUUUAUGGCGGAGCAGACAAAGAGCGCGAUUAUUCCCCUGCUGAUUGCCAUUUGCAACUCGCGCGAGGAGGAGGAGGAGGAGGGUGCCGUCAUUGUCGUGAAGAACGUGAUGGACAAGACGCAGUCACUGCUUGGGGGGACGGCUUUGAGCGAUGGCUCAAGGGGAAGCUUCGGUGUGUGGAGUCAGGCGACUCGCCCAUGGCGUUUGCAAGCGAGCAGACUGAGGGGGAGUACAAGCGCACGUGUGUGCGUGUGCGUGUGCAGGAUUGCAACGACGCGACGGUCAUUGUGCAUGUGUCGGGCAAGGCGCCGUGUGUGAUUGCGGCAGCGACUCCAGGGACCAUCUCUGGGCGUGAAGACACGCCCAUUUCUUUCAGUCUGUGGAGGAAAAUGAUGGAAGGGGCUGGCCCUGGAGCGUAUCCCCCGCAGUCGUGGCUUAACAAGACAACGAAGGAUCGGAUCUCGUUGGACAAGAACGGUUGGAUUGUGACUCGAGUGGACCCAGUGCAGGCGUGCCGUGCUGAGGAUGUGCGCAACGAAGCCAGUGAGGAGGGAGAGACGGAGGAAUGGAAGACGGUCGGGAGCGAGAAUGUGGAGGUGGGCAAUGCAGUCAACUCGAUUGUGGGUCAUUGCCGCAACUACGUCCUUCGCUUCCUCAACGCGGCGCUACUGCGUGGCGAUGGGGCGGGCACGGCUGUCCUCCGUGUCGGCGUCGCGGACGAUGGUAGCGUGCCUGGCGUGAAGCUGGCAAAGCCGACGACGCGGCUGAAGAAGAUCUGCAGUGAGCUGGACCGUUUCCUUCUGGGUGUGUUUCCGCCGAUCGUCCCUGGCGCCAUCCAGGUGCGGAUGAAGACGCUGACUGACGUUCCCGGCUCCGUUGUAGUCGAGCUCCUCGUCCACUAUUCACCAGCUACACGUGCGUUUAGCGUCCCGUACUUUUCUGCCAGUGUCGGCGCGACACUUUUCGAUGGCAGCGAGUGUUCUACCCUCCCGCCGAUGGCCUUGUGGUGGCGGCACCGGCCAAUGGCGUUUGAGAGCAGGAUUCAGUCAGUGCUCAAUUCGACCGUCAAUAUGCGCAUUGGCUCGGAGCCGAAUGACGACGAUGACGGCGUCUAUAACCCGCUCGCCGGGUUCGAUAUUGAGUUUGCUAUCGAGCCCGGCUUUCACGUAUGCGACGAUCCGAGCGGCGCGCUUGCUGAUGUGCUCGACUGGGUGGAGGAAGGCAUGGCUGUCACGGCCAUCGUGGUGGUGGACGAGGAGUCGAGCACUGAUGUGCUUUUUGAUGACUUGGCGGCGCUUUGCGCCUUGCUCGGUACUCUUGGAGGUGUUAGAGUUGUUGUCCUCGCGCGCAACGAAGCGAGCGCGAAGCAUGCUCAUGUCGUCUCAGCCACGUCGCCCCUUCCCUGUAUCGGUACUGCUCUCCUCGCUGACUUGUCGCACCCCGGCACGUCUGAGCAGCCUCACUAUUUCUACGAGGAGGCUCCGACCGGUGUGGUGGUCGUCAACAGCGUCGGCCAUCAGAGCAAUGUGAGCUCUGACGACCGUGUGGACGCCAUCCGCACCGCCGCCGAGGCCGGCACCAUUCCUUGGGAGGCAUGCCUCUCUCAUAUAGACGACCGGACGGUGAAGGCCAGGAGUAUGGCACGUACCGCCGUCAUUUGCCGCGACGUUGUCGCCAGCAUUGUGUCAGCAGUGACGUCGUCACGCGAGGUUGUCGUUUAUGGAGACGUGCGUGGCGCCGGAGCAACGACGGCUGCCAUGCUGGCCGCUCUUGAGCUGACUACCUGCAGCAACACCGUGGUCCUCUACGCCACGAACUCUGCAAACAUGUGCGAGUUGGAUGCUUUUGUUGCAAGGCUUGUCAAGGAGAAGGACGUCAUCGUGUUUGCCGACGGCACGAAGCUCUCCGAGUCGAUUGUGAACCGCUGUACGACGGUUGACGUCGUUGGUCCGCUUCAUGUGCGUCAUGAUGUUUGCUCUGUCAUGGUGAGCUCGCGGCUGUCCAAGACGGAGUACAAGACACUUUGCAACCUCCUGUUACUCGGAUACCCUCAGCACGAAGAGGCGAUCAGCACACGGCGUGGAGAGUGGAGGGCGAAGUCGGCAACGGCGGAGAUGUGUCUGUUCUUCCUCGCCGCCGUGUACGGCGAGGUGGCCUCGGUCUCACAUCUGGUGAAUGGGACGCUCAAAGAUGAUUCCCAGUCUCUCGAUCCGCUGGCGGUCAUGGCGUUUAUAGAGCUCUUCUCUGUGUCGGACUUCGAGGCAGCUACUCCUUUCAUUGUAGUGCAGAAUUCGCACCGGUAUGUCGCGUUGCGGUCGAAGCAGGGGGAAAUCCUUGCGCACAACCAAAACACCCGACCCGAGGACCAUCGCCCUGUCCCACCGAUGCCGCUCAUCAUCCACGAGAGAACAACCAUGCGGCUGCUCCGUCGAAGCCAGCAUGGCUUUGUGUUUAUUCACCCGACCGUAGCUCGUCUCGUGCUCAAGAAGUUCGGCAUGCCCCUCGUGUUGGACAACAACAACAACAGGAGCAAAUUGGUGCUCCGUGACGUCGACACUGUGUUGAGCAAUGCUGGCAACCUCCUUUCGCUGCUUGGGGCCACCCAGGAGCGCAAUUUGCUAAUCAGCAUCUCUGGCAACAUCCUUCGCGGGUGUAAGGACAACACUGGGCUCGCUGUAUGUGAGCUCUGCGCCGCCCUCGAGCGCGGCGGAGAGGUAGAUAAGGAGAUUGUCAGGUUUGUACGCGAACUGGGGAAGGUGUUCGACCCUUUUGGCAGUGAUCUGCUCACCGUUGUCCAUCACGUUCUCGUCUCCAAGGCGUAUCGGCGCGCAGCGCAGAAGUAUCGCCGUCGCAACGCGGUGGAGGGUGAGUCCUCAUGCUCGCUGUACAAGCAGUGGCUUUCCAAAGCUGCCGACCACGCCGCGCACGCCUUUUCCGUCUGCGAAGCUAGCGAGGACUCGAUCGUCGUCGCGAAGUGUGUUAUGUGCCAGAACGCGCUCUGCUGGGCUCUUUUCUUGCUCGGCGACAGGCCUCGUGCUGUGGAUGCCCUCGGAUGCCUCAUGCGGCUCGAUCCGCAGAUGGGCCAGAGCACACUGGAUAUUGCGGACAAAAUUAACAAUAUGUAGUAGUGACCUG